AUGUUCGGCCCACGUGUCAGCCUAAUAACAGCGCACCACUGUUUGUCGACGGCGCGGCAGCUGCGAAGUUCCGUUCGGCCCCCUCGCCACGCUCCAGCGGGCGCCCGCUCCACUUCUCUUCCUGCAGCGCGCCUUCAACAACAGCCCGACGGCGGCAAGACACCGGCCGGCCGGGAGGCCGACGAGCAGGCUUCGUUGCGAGGGACGUAG
Gryllus bimaculatus (two-spotted cricket) is the source of this 210-nucleotide messenger RNA. NCBI's taxonomy places the organism in Eukaryota, Metazoa, Arthropoda, Insecta, Orthoptera, Gryllidae. The record is from the annotation of a GenBank genome assembly.